Cavia porcellus (domestic guinea pig) is the source of this 5264-nucleotide messenger RNA. RefSeq names its product FA complementation group A (gene Fanca). Bases 1321 to 5151 code for a protein of 1276 amino acids. Gene Ontology annotation, biological process: interstrand cross-link repair; regulation of regulatory T cell differentiation. The record is from RefSeq and is a predicted model, not a curated record. The transcript is spliced from 38 exons. Gene Ontology annotation, cellular component: Fanconi anaemia nuclear complex. Lineage: Eukaryota; Metazoa; Chordata; Mammalia; Rodentia; Caviidae.
GUAGAAGAUCCACCUUGUAAGAAAUUGUGUCCCAGUCAGUUGAUUGAUUGUGACAGUGCUGAGGCCUGCAGUGAUUGUUCUAGUUCUUUUAUAGAGCUCUUUGCUGCUGGAAGCUGUGUGGCGCCUGCAUGUGCACAGCAUCGUCAGCCUGUGGGAGCUGCUGGAGAGGUAGCGGGCAGGGAGUGGGAGGCUCUGUGCCAUGGGCCUUCUCGCCUUGCUCUCUGGUCUGGUGUGCCAGCUGCUUGGGGACAGCCACUACAGCUGCACCGUGCAUGUUCAUCAGCAUGUGGGGACAGCUCCCAGGGUCAGGGCGUAAAACAAGGCCAAUAUGUGUGGAGUGGUUGAAAUCAUUCAAAAUAUAUUUGCUAACCAGAAGGGAAUUAGCACCAGAAGGGAGUUAGCACCAGAAGGAAAUUUGGCAAAUCCACAGUAUUUGGGAAUUAAGCAGCAUCUAUCUUUGUCCCUCCUCUUUUUUCCCUCCCCCUCUUUUCUUUAUUCCUUUUCUUCUACACUGGGGCACUGUACCACUGAGCAACAUUCCAACCCUAUGUAUUUACUUUAGGGUCUUGCUAAGGCCAAGGAUGGUCUGAGGUUGGGAUCCUGGUGCUUCAGCUUCCUGAGUGACUGGAAUUACAGAUGUGAUAUCCCCUUGUACCUGGUUUAAGCAACAUAUCUCUAAGUAACUGAUGGGUUAUAUAAUCACAAAGGAAAGUAGAACCUAUCUUGAGAGGAAUGAAAAUGAGAGCAGUAUACUAAAAUUUACAGGGUACGGCUAAUGAAAUGUGUAAAAGACAAUUUAUGGUUGUGAAAGCCUCUGUCUGGAAAGAGAGUAUUUAUUCUCAAAUCAGUUUAGGUUUGGACUUUAGAAACCAGGAAAAGGAGAGGAAACUAAGUCUGAAGAAAGUAAUAAGAGAAUCAAAACAAAAAACAGUGAAAUGGAAAAUAGAGAAAAUAAAAGAAAAACAAAAAUGCCUUGAACAGAAUUAAUCACCGGGCCACCCAUUGUCAGCUAUUUGUGUUUAAGUGAGCUGUGUGGAGAUAGUCCUUGUGUCAUUUGCAGGCUGGAAGGCUACUUGACUUGGGCAGAGGCCUAGCCAGCAAUAGUGAGCCUUUUAGAGUUUUCAGUGAUACAGACAGCCCGCUGCAGCAUGCACGCCGUAGGUUCCCACUGCUUUUCCUGGCUGGUCCUCACUGACCCCACUUCCUAGUGAAGUGGGUAUUAACGGUGGUGCCUGUGGAGGGUCAUGAGUUUGAGAUCAUUCUAGGCUGGCUGUAAAGAUCCUGUCUCAAAACAGAGAGCAUAACUGCCUUUUGAGAGAGAUGGAUGAGAGGACAGGCUCCAUCAGGUAUCUGUGUGUCCCCAGCCAUCCUGAUGUGCAGGCUGUGACAGCAUGGCUCUUCAGGAACCUGCGCCUGCUGUGUGAGCAGAUGGAAGUAUCCUGCCCGUCCGACGACACCACCAAGGCUAUGCUUUCUGAUUUUGUGCAGCUGUUGAUUUUGAGGGCAUUUCAGGACAACUUGGAUUUGGGAAGAACCGUAGAUCCUGAUAAGAUGCCUCAGGUCGCCCUCAGUGUGCUGCAGAGAAUGCUGAGCUUUGUGCUGGACUCCCUGGCGGCUGGCCUUCAGGAGUCGUCUCUGGCUCAUAAGGCAGUGAGGUGCUGGUUGGAUAUGUUCAGUGUGCACGUGUGUUGUGUGAUUGCGCCAGAUCCUCUAAAGAAGUUCUUCCGACACACACUGGUCCAAAUUCUCACGCACAGCCCUGUGCUGAAAGUGUCAGAUGCCAUCCAGAGGCAGAAAGAGUGGAGCUUUGCGAGAACACACCCACUGCUCACCUCUCUCUUUCGCCGGCUCUUUGUGAUGCUGAGCCCUAAGGAGGCAGUCAGCUGUCUGCAGGAAGUUCUGGAGGAGCAGGAGGUUAACUGGCAGCGUGUGCUGUCCUGCGUGUCUGUGCUGGUCACCUGCUUCCUCGAGGCAGGGCAGCUGGUGAGAGAUUGGGUGGCCCAUUUGAUGGCCGUUGCCUUUGAGAGCUUCCACCUGGACAGCAUGGUCACUGCAUUCCUGAUUGUGCGCCAAGCUGCAUUGGAGGGCCCUGCAGUGUUCCCGUCCUAUGCAGACUGGUUUAAGGCCUCCUUCGGGAGCUCAAGUGGCUACCACAGCUGCAGUAAGAAGGCUCUGGUCUUCCUUUUCAAGUUCCUGUCCGACCUCGUGCCCUGGGAGACCCCCCGGUACCUGCAGGCACACAUUCUCCACCCACCAUUGGUCCCCAGCAAGUACCGCUGCCUCCUGGGCGACUAUGUCUCACUGGCUAGGACACGGCUGGCUGACCUCAAGGUUUCCUUGGAGAACAUGGGACUAUAUGAGGAUGUGUCCUUGGCUGGCGACAUUGCAGAGCCCCAUAGCCAGGCAGUCCAGGAUGUAGAGAAGGCCAUCUUGAUGUUUGAACACACAGGGAAAGUCCCGGUUCCCAUCCUGGAGGCCAGCAUAUUCAGGAGAUCCUACUACAUGUCGCACUUCCUUCCUGCUCUGCUCACACCACGUGCGCUCCCUGAGGUCCCUGAUGCACGGGCAAUGCUCAUCGAGUCUCUGAGGAGGGCAGACAAAAUUCCCCCAUCUGUGUAUGCCACCUACCGUCAAGCCUGUGCCACUGCUGAGAAAGAGAAGCCAGAAAGUGCAGACCCAGGAAUGGGGACAGAACCUGGCUGUGUGGAAGAGGCCCUGGGACCACUCAAGGCUGCACUAGGACAGCUCACAGCCUUGAUGACCAACCCGAUGCAGUAUGAUGCUGUGUCUGCUCAGAUGGCUGUGAUUGCUGAAAAGCUUGAUGCUGUCUUGGGUCGCAGGAGAGAUGAUACCUGUUGUGAGGAAAUGAAGAUUCAGCUCAGCACCUUUGCCCCAGAUGUCCCACAGCAGUAUCAGGUGGUUGUGGAUCUGCUGCUGACAGCUUUCUGUCAGGACCUGAUGGCAGCCUGCAGCUUUGUCCCGCCAGAGAGGCAGGGCCCCUGGGCCACACUCUUUGUGAGGACUUUGUGUGGUCAUGCAUUGCUACCUGCAGUUCUUGCCCGGUUCUGCCAGCUGCUACGUCACCAGGGCCCAAGUCUGAGUGCUCCACACGUGCUGGGCUUGGCUGCCCUGGCUGUCCACCUGGGGGAGACCAGGGCUACACUCCCAGAGGUGGACCCACACCCUGCUGUAGCCACCCACAGCCUUCCUGUCCCCGAGUUCCUCAAUGACCUCUUGUCCUGCCAUGCCGGAGAGUCUGCACUGUUCUGCCUAAAGUUCUGUACAGCAGCAAUCACCUACUCUUGGUGCAAGUUCUCUCCUCGGCCCCAUGGGGCCCUGCGCAGCUGUUUACCUCCAGGCCUUAUCAAAAAGUUUCAGUUUGCUGUGUUCAGAUUGGUUUCAGAGGCCCGAGAGCCUCACCCUGUGCAGAAUGAGGACAGCCUUCCCUGGAGACUUUUGUGCCUUCCUUCUGCAGAGUGGCAGAACGCUGUGCUUGCUCUGUGGCGACAGAGCAGCUUCCAGGAGCUGCUGGCAGAGCCGGAGUUUCGGUUGACUUACAGAGACUGGCUACAGCAGGAAUUGGAGGUGUCCGCUGGAGCUGAUCCUCUGUCAGACACAGAAAGGCAGGAAUUCCACCAGUGGGCGAUCCAUGAGCACUUCCUCCCUGCGCCAUUGGCUUCAGGGGGCUGCGAUGGGGACCUGGAGGUAGCAUGUGCGGGUCUCAUCGAUGUGUUGAUGGACUUCUACCAAAGUCCGAGGAACUGUGACCACACCGAGAGCUCUGACUGGCCCCGUGGUGGCCACAAAGGCAACAGCGACCUGUUCUGCCGGCUACAGGAGAUGGCUGCCGACCUUGAACUUGGGUGUCCUGUCUCUCAGGGACACUUUGUCUUUGGGGUGUUUCACAGACGGCUUGAGGCCCUGUCAAGUGAGAGAGGUGUGGCUGACAGCCUCUGGAGACAGCAGGAGAUCCUCAUGUGUAAACGGCUGCUGCUCCACCUGCCUCCCUCUGUUCUCCUUGGCAAACUACACGCUGAGGAGCCUGCCAUGCCCAGCUGUGAGGAAUUCUUCUACCUGGUCAACUCUGAGCUGGUGGGUGCUGUGCAGAGAAACUUCUGCAGCCACGGUGGCGCCCUGAGCCUGACCCAUGACAUCACCGUCCACUUCUUUAGGGGGCUCCUGAACACCUGCUGCCGCAGCCUGGAUCCCUCACUGACUGUCAACCUCACCCUGGCCAAGUGCCAGGCUAGAUGCCCUCUGAUGGUGACCUCAGCACUGUUGUGGUGGUCAAGCCUGGAGCCAGUGCUAUGCAGUCGUUGGCGAAAGUUUGGCCAAGGCAGGCUGCCUCACGAACUACAGAGGCUGCAAGAGGCUCAUCAGUUUGCCCAUAGCUUCUUCUCCCCAGACUCGACUUCUGCUGCCCCCACCCCCGCCUGGGUCUCUGCUGCGGCACUACACUUUGAAGUCCAACGAGUCGGGAAGGACAAUGCAAGGAGACUGCUGAAGAAGCUGGACUGCGUGAGAGAGGAGCUCUUGGCUCCUUUCUUUUUCUUCUCCUUGCUCAGCCUGCUGUCAUCACACCUGAUCCCAAGCGCCAUAGCUGACUCACUGAUGGCCCUGGAGGUCUGUGCAGAGAUCCUCGCUUGUCUGGAGAGGAGGAAGCUGCCCUGGCUGGGACUUUUCCAGUUGGCUGAGACAGAUGCUGGGCUGGGUCACCUCCUCCUCCACUUGGCUCCUGAUCAGCAUACCAGGUUGCUGCCGUUUGCCUUCUAUAGUCCUUGUUCUAGGCUCCUCCCCUACUUUGAUGAAGCUGCUACUAUCAUGGAUGAGGGCUUCCUGCGUGUUGCUGUCGACAUGUACCUCCAGCUGGUCCAGCUCUUCGUGGGAGGGGAGACCACUGCAGUGUCAGCCCUAAUUGGCAGAAGCUCACAGCUGCAGGGCCAGCCUGGGCCCCAGGGGAGCUCCGUGGAACUGAUAGCCAAAGCACGACUCUUCCUGCUGCAGAUAAUACCCCGGAGCCCACAAAAGAGCUUCUCAGGCAUAACGAAGCUGCUGGCUGGCCGAGCAGACUGCGACCCUGAAGUCACCAGUGCCCUCCUGCACAGGCACCAGUCUAUGACCGGCGUGUACCAAGAACCCCAUCUCUUUUGAUAUGGACCCAUUAUAGGACCAGCCUUGCUCCUUUGUAAAUAAUUUAUUACAAGCAUCACAAGGAGCUCCUGUUGUACUAGAAAGUGGAUUACAAGUCUCCUUGAUUGCUUUAA